Messenger RNA from Fragaria vesca subsp. vesca, 1275 nucleotides. RefSeq lists its product as uncharacterized. The coding region runs from base 86 to 1216 and encodes 376 amino acids. Lineage: Eukaryota; Viridiplantae; Streptophyta; Magnoliopsida; Rosales; Rosaceae. The record is from RefSeq and is a predicted model, not a curated record. The transcript has a single exon.
CAUUCUAAAGCUCUGCCAUUGCAGCCACUUGAGCUUGUGGUGGUGAGCUUUGUGUGGCAAGCAGAGACUAGAGAAUUUCGCAACCAUGAUCAAGACUCUGAAUCCUUACAACUCCACCAACACAGCGAAAACCGCUGAGAUUAUGUCCAGGUACAGGCCCAUAGCACCAAAGCCUGAGACUAGUCCAACCACCCCUACAGGUGAGAGCCCUGCACUGUCUCAGAAGAUCAGGGACUCCCCUUACCUUCGAAACCUCUGGCCUCAGUUGCAGGCAAGACCCACAAGAACCAGGAAGCGAGGUCGAGCUGCAAUUUCGCCACCAACCCUCAAAAGGCAGAGAACAAGCCAUGUAUUUGGGCUCUCUCCUGCUUGCCAUGUCACAUCCCCUGUCAACAAUUUGACCCUGGAUGGUUUUCCUCAUCCUCUUACUCAGCUUGCAUUACCAAACCAGCUUGGAUCAGCCAGCAGCGGCCUCGAAAGCACCAGUCUGGUGACCCUGCCUCUUCUAUCAUAUCCUUCUUCAGUUCCCAUUGUCCCAAACCAAGCUGUGGUGACCAACCAAGCAGUGGUGCCAGCUGAACUCAAUUUACUGAAACCGUCUGGAGGAGAGAAGCUCAUAGAUUUGAACUCUGUAGCUGAAAUUCCAGAGGAGAAAGACCUGCUGAAGCAACUACAGGGAACCCCAUCCCCUGCUACCACACCUACCAGCCCCAAUGUCAUAGCACCUCAGCCAAUUCGACCUGUGGGCUCGAGCAUUAGCGUUGGCUGCAUCAGCACAGAUCCAAGUUCGGCCCCAGCUGUGCAAGCUCCUAAGAAACCAGAGGAUGUGGAGAAAGAGAUGGAGUCUGAGGCACUACCAGCCAUAAUCUCAGAUUCACACAACAAGGUGAGGAUGGCAAAUGCAGCUUACAAGGAGAUGGUGGGUCAGCCAGAGUGUUCCUGGCUCGAUUCAAUGGUGGCCACCCCGUGCAAAAGGAUCAGUGGGGAGGUUGCACUGCAGCUUUCUGACACAAGGGUGCCAACUUCAUCAAAUGGAUUUUCAUGCUGGGUGAGGAUUGAGUGGGGAAAUGAGAUGGACAAGCAUGCUAUCAAUGCUUUCUGUGAUGUGAUCAAACUGGCCUGCGAGUCCAAGGACUACCUCUUCACUUGGAGGUUCCACACCCACAGCAGAGAGGCUUCUCAGUCCAGUUCUAGUGAAAUUGCUACUUGUAACUAAAUGUAGUGUAGGCAGUGUAGCUUAGUAGAAGGUAUUAUGUAUCUACUAUCUACUAUAUA